Messenger RNA from Pungitius pungitius (ninespine stickleback), 5009 nucleotides. RefSeq names its product folliculin interacting protein 1 (gene fnip1). NCBI's taxonomy places the organism in Eukaryota, Metazoa, Chordata, Actinopteri, Perciformes, Gasterosteidae. The transcript has 17 exons. Gene Ontology annotation, cellular component: cytoplasm. Gene Ontology annotation, molecular function: protein-folding chaperone binding; ATPase inhibitor activity. The coding region runs from base 135 to 3785 and encodes 1216 amino acids. The record is from RefSeq and is a predicted model, not a curated record.
CCGUGACUAAUGCUUGUCAUAUGACUGUGACACUCAUGGAGACGGUUACAGGGAGCAAGAUUUGCUCUCGGAUUUGAAAAAAGGAAGACAAGAAGAGAUCCCCUGUACCAAAUUAUUAUUAUUUUUGGUACAACAUGCCUCCGACUCUCUUCCAAAAACUUUUCAACAAGAGGAAUGCAUUUUCGUGUCCGCUGCCGAGAUGCAGCAAAGAGGACCCAGCUUUCAGCUGGCCGAUCCCCCAGCUGGAGCCCAGUCAGAUCCGGCUCAUAGUCUACCAGGACUGUGAGCGGCGUGGCAGGAACGUCCUCUUCGACUCCAGCGCCAAAAAGAGGACCACGGAGGAAACGCCCAUCACCAGCACUGAAGGCCAGGCGAAGAUGUUCGGGAGAUGCUGCCAGCUGCGUCCCACUGGAGGCAGCAGCAGUUCCCUGGACAGCUCCUCCUCCUGCACCUCAGAGACCAAGGAGACCAAGGAGCAGGGCAUCCGCUUCCAGGGUUCGAGGUGUUCGUCCGACGUGGUGAUGUUGGGGGAGAUGAUGUUUGGCUCGGUGGCUAUGAGCUACAAAGGUUCCACGCUAAAGAUCCACCAGAUCAGAUCGCCUCCUCAGCUGAUGCUGAGUAAGGUCUUCACUGCCAGGACGGGGGGCAGCGUGUACGGCAGCCUCAACACGUUACAGGACAGCCUUGAGUUCAUCGGACCGGACGGCAACACCUUAAGGCCCGAUCAGAACACGGGGCCCAGCAGCCACCUGGGGAACAUAGGAUUUUCUCAGCUCUGCAGCCCGAGGCGGGCCUUUUCAGAACAGGGCCCUCUGCGCCUCAUCAAGAGCGCCUCUUUCUUUUCAGGCCACAGUCACCCCAUGGACAUGCCUGGCCGAGGGCUCCACGAGGAGAGGGACAGCGGCAUCGCCAGGUCAGCGUCUCUGAGCAGCCUGCUCAUCACCCCCUUCCCGUCUCCCGGCUCCUCCCUGACCAACAGCAGCUGUGCGUCCAGCUACCAGCGCCGCUGGCUCCGCAGCCAGACCACCAGCCUGGAGAACGGCGUCUUCCCCCGCUGGUCGGUGGAGGAGAGCUUCAACAUGUCAGAUGAGAGCGGCGGGCCGAGCCUGGGCGUGGCCCGGAAGAAGAAGAUCGCCAUCGGGGUCAUCUUCACGCUGUCCCCCGACCCCGAGGAGAACAGCCGCUUCCAGGACUUCUUCUUCUCCCACUUCCCCCUCUUCGAAAGCCACAUGAACAAACUCAAGAGCGCCAUCGAACAGGCCAUGAUGAUGAGUCGGAGGUCAGCUGACGCCAGCCAGCGGGCCUUGGCUUACAGCCGGAUGGUGGACGGGCUCAACGAAUUCAGGAGGACCAUCUGCGACCUGUACACCAUGCCCCGGGUGGCCGAGCCCGUCUGGUUGACGAUGAUGUCGGGGGCGUCGGAGAAGAACCAGCUGUGCGGUCACUUCAUGAGGGAGCUCGCCCUGCUGAUGGAGCAGGCCUCCAAGAACCAAUUCCUCCCGGCGUUAUUGACGGCCAUCCUGACCAAUCACCUGGCCUGGGUGCCCACCGUGAUGCCCAACGGGCAUCCCCCCAUCAAGAUCUUCCUCGAGAAGCACUCCUCCAAGAGCGUGGACAUGCUGGCAAAGACGCACCCGUACAACCCGCUGUGGGCCCAGCUAGGAGACCUGUACGGCUCCAUCGGGUCGCCGGUGCGCCUGUCGAGGACGGUGGUGGUGGGACGCAGACAGGAGCUGGUGCAGAGACUCCUCUACGUCCUCACAUACUUCAUCCGCUGCUCCGAGCUGCUGGAGACCCACAUGCUGGACAGCGCCGAGGACGAGGCCAUCGUCAUGCCCGGCUCCCUCAUCACCACCUCCCUGAGGAAAGGGGAGGUGGAGGAGUCCGACUACGUCCUGGUCACCGUCCACAAGCCCAGCGGGGACUACCUGUCCCAUGGGGCCCAGGGCCGGCAGGCCGAGGACGGCAGCUACCCGUCAGACAACAGCCUCCAGAGCAGCACGUACACCGACACGGAGGUGGAGGUUGGCGCCGGGAGCGUGGAGGAGGAGGAGGAGGAGGAGGACAGCAGUCAGAGUCAAGGGUCAGAGAGCAGUGUGCUUCAGACGGGGCGCAGGCAGGGUCACAACCCUGUAAUACGGACUCCAGAAGCAGCCCAACCGGGGGGGGCGCACAGAGAGUCCAGCUGCCCGCCGGCUGCCAAGGCCCAGCUGGAGGAGGUGCUGUGCGUCGGCUCGGCGCCCCCCGGGGAGCAGGUCUGUGUGCUGGAUUCUGAGACCAAGGGAGACCGCCCCGUCCCAUCUGCACCCUCGACCCUUCCAUCGAGUCCGUCGCCGACCAGUGUGGACACAGAGGGGGCUCCCUGCGGCACCGGGGACCCACCCAUCAUGGUGCCGUCCCCGCGGACCUUAAGACUCCCCCUUGAGAAGAAGCCCCCGGAUAAGAACCCGGUGACUGGCGUGCCGGGGCCCGUGGCUAUGACUCUCACGGAGGAGGAGGAGGAGGAAGAGGAGGAAGAGCAGCCCGCAACCAAGGUCACCUUCCUCAUCGGCGACUCCAUGUCUCCUGAGUCGGACACGGAGAGCCGCAGACGGCAGGUGGACGAGGCUUACAAGAAGCACCUGCUGGAGCAGCAGCAUCUCCGCGGGCAGCUCCACCCCCUGCGUCCGCCGCAGAGAGGGGCGGAGCCAACGACCAGCAGCACCGACGCAUCGGAGGACCAAACCAAACCGACCAAGGGGGCGCCGGCCCUGCAGCGGGUGUCCAGUAAGUGGACGCCGACCUGUCUGGACAAUUUUGAGGAGUAUUCCAGCCAGCAGGACACUGUGGGAACGAGGACUACAGACCAGGAGGCCGGCACCACGGACCCCCGGGGAGCCCCCCCGCUCCGGGGCUCUCAGGGUGCAGUGAGCGGUUUGGGUUCGGGUAGCGUCGCCGUAAAGGGGGGCCCUUUGUCGCAGGUCCAGAGGAGGUGCAGGUGCGGCUCCACGGACUUCUCAGACGCCUGCUGCUGCGGGGGCUGUGCCGCCAAGCAGGACAAGGGCCCCCCGCCGACAGGCCCCGCCCCUCAGGGCUGCCACGACAAAGAGGACCAAAAGCGCGGCGCGGCGCCCGUCAACGAGUGGGAGAUACCGCGCAACGAGAGCUCGGACAGCGCGCUGGGGGACAGCGAGAGCGAGGACACGGAGGACUGGCAGGAGGAAGUGCUGGUGCCGUUCCCUGGGUCGAAGCUGGUGGAGAACUACUCGAAGCCGAGCAUCGCCAACUUCGGGCGCUCUCUGUUCGGGGGCUACUGCCCCACCUACGUGCCGGACUUUGUUCUGCACGGGUUGCCUGGCGACGAGAAGCUGCGGCAGUGCCUCACGGCGGAGUUAACCCAUGCUGUUCAGCACCCAGUGUUGGACGAGCCCAUAGCCGAGGCCGUCUGCAUUGUAGCAGACACGGACAGGUGGACGGUGCAGGUGGCGAGCAGCCAGAGACGGGCCAUGGACGCCAACAAGCUGGGGAAGGAGGUGCUGGUGUCCUGCCUGGUGUCCAGCCUGCUGCAGUCCACCCACCAGCUCUACAAACUCAACCUCUCGCCCAACUUUUGUAUCAUGCACCUCGAGGACCGGCUGCAGGAAAUCUACUUCAAGAGUAAGAUGCUCGCCGAGUACUUGAAGGGGCAGACGAGAGUGCACGUGAAGGAGCUGGGCAUGGUGUUAGGAAUCGAGUCCAGCGACCUCCCCCUGUUGGCGGCCGUGGCCAGCACGCACUCCCCCUACGUGGCCCAGAUCCUGCUGUGAGCUGCCCCCCCCCUCCCCCUCUCAACGUGGUGUAAUGCAGAUGUUGCAUGGGGUCGAGGUGGGCUAACUGAAGCAACCUCCUCCAGCUGUUUGAAUGUUGAAACUCUUUGUUGUAUUUUCGGACCUAAAAACCAAAGACUUUCUCCACGAUGAGGAGGAACCUUCAGGACGUCAGCCCAGUUCCUCCUGCUGCUUCUCUUUUGGCUUUUCUCCUCCUCCUCUUUGUACAAUCUUAAACACAAGGGACAUAGGUUCAAACCACUUGGAGGUGAAUAUCUCUGAGAGCAUCAUCAAUCUCUUGCCAGUUGUGUCGUUUCUUCUUAUUUUCAUGCAUUUGUUUACAAGCCACAUUUCUUAAUGGUCCCGUUUGGCUCGAAGUGGCUGUAACAUUCUGACCACAGGUCCAGCUCUACCUCAGACGUCCUCACGGGCAGAAUGACGACGUCCCGCUCUUUUAAUCAGAGGACUCCAUGCUGUGUUCUUCUCCCUCAAAACAAAAAGGGAAACGUCAGAAAUUUGGAUCGUCGUAUUUUUGCAUCAGAACGCUUCAUCGACCCAAAUGCUGAACUAUUUUCACAUUUUUAUAGACGUCUUUUUGUUACAAUGUUUACGGCUUCGAGAGGGGAACGUGUUGCCGUGGGAGGAAAUAUAAAUAAAUAAAUAUAUGUAUAUACUGGUUAACACUAUUUUCACUCACGGAGAUACUAAACUACACCUUCUUGGCUCCCAGGGAGGAUUCUGUCUCUUUUUUUUUAGUCUGGGUGUGAUUUGAUUUGACUUUAAUUUGGCUUCACCUGCGUUCAAAUUUGGACAAAACCUAGUGAGUUAAGGCCGAUGUGUAAUAUUGGUAAAAUAAUAUUGAAAAAGCUUGAGAACAAACACCUGUUUUUAUUGAAAUCCUCCUCCGAGGGCAGAUAUCUUGGGGCCUUUAUUUCUUCUUCUGAAACCCCCCCGCCCCCCCUCAGAUUCUGAGCCCAGUCUUAACUGAGAUCCUUCUGUCGGUGGAAUGGAUCCUUGACGCCCGUCACCUUCACAUAAUAAAGUCCCGACUUUAUACGUCUGCGUUGCCCCCUCGUUGUGUAACUUAUUUAGUGUGAAGCGGUUCAUGUAAACUGUACAGACUCCUGUUUUCUUCAUGUAUUUGUACAGAAUGUCUCCUCCAAUUAUCUUUUUUUUUCUCAAUUUUAUGGGAAUGUUGUGCAAUAAAGAUGCCGAUUUUAAGAA